AAAUCGACUGUAUCUCCCAUUUUCAUUUUUCACAAAAGAACCAGAAAUCUCUCAUAACUGGACGUCCCUUGGAACCAAAUGGGGUUGACCAAGUUUUUUUUAGCUCUGUACUUGACAGGUUUAAUCCUAACCCAUGUCAUUGUCUCCGUAACCGGAGACGACAGGCAAGACUUCCUGGAUGGACACAACACAGCUCGUGCCGAGGUCGGCCAUGGCGUUGAGCCACUUGUCUGGAACUACACCCUUGCAGCCUACGCUCAAGCUUAUGCUAAUAAGAGGAUCCCAGACUGCAAGAUGGAGGAAUCGGAUCCGGAUGGGCCCUAUGGAGAAUGCCUUGCUGCAGGUUAUGGUGAGUUCAGCGCUGUAGAUGCAGUGAAUGGGUGGGUGAGUGAGAAGCCGUACUAUGACCAUGAAUCCAACAAAUGUGUUCAUAGCGAGUGCGGGCACUACACCCAGGUGGUUUGGCGAGACACAAAGUAUCUUGGGUGUGCCAGGUCCAAGUGCGACAAUGGCUGGGUGUUUGUCACUUGCAACUAUUAUCCUUCAGGAAAUUAUUAUGGCGAGCGUCCAUAUUAAAUUCUUUUACUGAUGAGUACCUGUGAUCGAGUAUAUAUGUUGUUGCUCCUGUUUGUGUGGCAGUAAUCGAAUGUGUAUGAUCUUUGGAUGGAUACGAUGAAAAUGAAAUCAUUACUAUUACUAUUAUUAAUGGAGAAGAUAUUAUAAGUUUCUCUAUGAUCCACUAUAUAUACUUCUCCCAAACUUGAUUGUCGAUCUGGUUUGGUUUUGUGCUGCAGAAUGAGGUAGCGCGCAGCUGCUUCUGUUUGUUUGGUUUUUUGUUUUGUGCUGUUGAAGUUUCUGGUUCUGUAGCAGCGGUGGGGACAGAUAUAUGGGGUUUUCAUUGUUUGAUAGGUUUUUUGUCUAGUUGGUAGAUUUUGGUGUUUUGUAGUUGUAUAAUUGGUUGAUAUCCAUGUACUGUUCUGUAGUAUCAUUGUGCCUCAACUACCUAUUUGCUUUGCUGAAGA
Messenger RNA from Alnus glutinosa, 1022 nucleotides. RefSeq names its product basic form of pathogenesis-related protein 1-like. NCBI's taxonomy places the organism in Eukaryota, Viridiplantae, Streptophyta, Magnoliopsida, Fagales, Betulaceae. The record is from RefSeq and is a predicted model, not a curated record. The transcript has a single exon. Bases 79 to 576 code for a protein of 165 amino acids. Gene Ontology annotation, cellular component: extracellular region.